AUGGAGCCGACGAGAAAGAAGGUAGUUGUCAUCGGAGCUGGAGUCGGUGGAAUUGCAACCGCGGCCAGGCUGGCACAGUGUGGACUGGAUGUCUCCGUUUACGAAAAGAAUGAUUUUGUGGGAGGGAAAUGCAGUAGCAUCGUCGAAGAUGGUCAUCGCUUCGAUCGAGGCCCGUCUCUCCUGCUUAUGACCGAGGUCUUUGAGGAAACAUAUCGACAUCUGGGAACUUCCAUGUCCUCGGAAGGCGUUGAGCUGCUCAAGUGUGACCCAAACUGCAACUUCUACUUUCCCGACGGACAAUGUUUGACGACUUCCACCGAUCUUGCUCGAAUGAAGCGCCAGUUAGAGAAGGUGGAUAGUCGGAAUGGAUUCCAAAGUUUCCUCUCUUUCCUCGCGGAAUCCCACCAUCACUAUCAACAAAGCAUCCCUCAUGUGCUCAACAAGGACUUUGCCAAUUACUUCGCGCUCCUACGACCCGGCUUUUUGCGCUACUUGUUCAAACUGCACCCCUUCCAUACCGUAUGGCAGCGUGUUUCGCACUUCUUCCAGCCUCAUCAGCUGCGUCAAGUAUUCAGUCUUGCGAGCAUGUACCUAGGCAUGUCACCAUUUGACACGCCUGGGACAUACACGCUUCUACAAUACACGGAGCUCACCGCCGGGAUCUGGUAUCCUCGUGGAGGGUUCAACCGGAUCGCAAAGACCUUGGCCGACGUGGGUGAAAGACUCGGAGUCAAGUAUCAUCUCUCGCAGCCCGUCGCCGGCGUGUCAAUCUCCUCGGAUAAAAAGGCACUCGGAAUCAAGUUGGACACCAAACAGCUUGUCGAAGCUGACGCGGUGGUGGUGAACGCGGAUCUCCUCUACGCUUACGAAGAACUGCUCCCCUCCCAGAAAUCCACGCCGGACGUGACAAGGGAAAAAGACGAUGUCUCCUGCAGUGCAAUUACAUUCUACUGGUCCAUGUCGCACCAAAUCCACCAGCUCGAGUCUCACAAUAUGUUCGUGGGACAACCCACUGGAGAUCGAUUUCCCGAUGUGUAUUGGAAUCGGGACCGGAAAUCCAUGCCAUCAUUCUACGUCCAUGUGCCAUCCCGAACCGAUGUCUCCGCGGCCCCAGAGGGGAAAGACACCGUGAUGGCUUUGGUGCUGGUGGAAAACAUUGACAUGUCCGGGUUGGCGCAGCACGACCUGACCAGUCUCAUCACCGCGACCCGCGAAUACGUACUUUCGUCUAUGCAGAGUCGCAUCGGAGUUGACCUCCGUGACUUCAUCGAACACGAAACACUGCAUUCACCCACCACCUGGCAUCAAAUGUUCAAUUCGCACCGCGGCUCGGUGUUCGGACUAAAUCACGACUUUUUCAACAUUCUCUCGUUCCGGCCCCACACCAAACAUGACGUCAUUGACGGGGUGUACUUCGUGGGCGCGAGUACACAUCCCGGCGCGGGUGUACCGACGUGUCUGUCGGGUGCCAAAAUUACCGCUGAAAGGAUCUUGCGUGACUUGGACGUUCCGAUCGCCUGGGAGAGCGUGGGGACUCGAUCGCGGGAAGCAGUAACGGCAGAAGCGAGCAAAGAUACGGGGGUGGAACCGUUGCGCGCGGCGUGGAAACAAAUCGCGCUUCUGUCAGUGGUAUUCGCGAUGGUCGCAGUUUGGCGAACGUGA
Molecule: messenger RNA, 1662 nt
Organism: Penicillium diatomitis
Lineage: Eukaryota; Fungi; Ascomycota; Eurotiomycetes; Eurotiales; Aspergillaceae
Product: phytoene desaturase family protein
Exons: 4
Coding region: 1-1662 (553 amino acids)
Biological process (GO): carotenoid biosynthetic process
Molecular function (GO): oxidoreductase activity
Source: RefSeq, a predicted model, not a curated record